UAAGCGAUGGAGUUGAUACAAAAAAAAAUUAUAAAUCAACAUUUUCUGAUACAAAAUCUAAUAAAAUUGCUGAAUUAUUUAAAAUUGAUACACAAAUUGAUUUAACAAUAUCAAAAACAAGUUCAGCAUUAGCUGGUUCAUCAACAAAUGAUACAAAAAUAUUAUUAAAUAAUGAAAAAUCACAGUCAAUUGCAAAUAAAUCUAGCCCAACUGAGAUACAAAAAAAUAUUCCAAAAAUAAGUGAAACAUUGGAUCUAUUAAAAGUUGAUAAUAAUCUAGGUUUAAAACAAACAGAAGGAAAUAAAAGGUCAGCUUUUAUUGAAGAUUGGAACAAAACCACGAACUGCUAAAAAUAUUGCUCAAACAAAUAAAACAACAACUGUUGGACGUCUUGAUGAUAAUUUAACACAAUCAAUGCCAAAUUUUUUAAAUAAUAAUGAUGCUCAAACUGUUAAAACAUCAUCAACUGGUUUUACACUUACAAAUUCAGCAACUAGAGAGCCAAGAAGAAGAGCUAAAUCAAAUAUUCUUGAUGAUCCUCUUGGUCUUUUGGGAACAACAUCAAAACCAACUGAAGAAAUUGUCCAACAGGUUCAGCCUAAAGUUGAUGUAAAAAAAUCAGUAAAUGCAUUACCACAAGAUGAUCUACCAGAAUGGUUAAGUGGUACAAAAAGAACAACAAAUUCUGAAAAAUUAGAUGAUAAAAUUAAUAAUAAAGAAGCUGAAGUAUCAAAUUUAACAUCAACAUUUGAUGUAAAAAAUAAUACAAAUGAUAAAAAUACUAAAGAUAAAUGUAAUAAUAAUUUAUCAUUGUUAACUGAAACCCAGCUUGAACAACAAGCUUCAAUUGUUGCUCUUCAUCAACAAGAACAUGAACUUCGUACUGCCAAAAUAUUGACUGAACAAAGUGAUCAACUUAAUAGCAUUGUUUCUACACAAAAAGCCAAAAUUGAAGAACAAGAAAAAAUGUUAAAUACACUUGUUAAAAGUCAAGUUGAACGUCAAGCAAAUUUAGAUACACAAAUUAAAAUGCAACAAGCAAAAAUUGAUCAUUUUAUACAGGCACUAUCAAGACAACCAAGUCUUCCAGUAAUUUUUAAAAAUGAAAAUGAUGGUAAUGAUAAUAUUGAGGAUAAUAUACAUCAUGAAAAUAAAAAUAUUGAAACAGAAAGUAUGAUAAAUAAAUUAAAAAAUGAUACUGAAUUAUUAGAAAAUAAUUAUGAAACAAAAAUAGAAAAAUUAAUAAAUGAAAAAAAACAAUUGGAGGAUUAUUACAAGUUACAAAUUGAAACUUUAAAGACUGAUCAUGCUGAAUAUGUCAAAGAAAUUUACAAUAGACACUUGGAACAAAUUAAAUUAUUACAAAAUGAGCAUUCCAAUAUGAUGGAAAAUAUUUGUCGAUCAAAAGAACUUGAAAGGCAAACUGUGGAUUUUAUUCAAGAUAAAAAAAAUGAUCUUGAUAAUGUGCUCAAACAAUCUCAAUUAAUUUUUAAUAAUAUUCAAACAUUUUCUGAUAAAUUAAAUAACAAAGAUCAACAAAUAACUGAUAAACAAAAUGAUGCAUUAAAAAAAGAAGAAGAAUAUUUACAAGAGAUGAAAGAAAAUUUGAAAAAUCAACAAGACUCAAUGGAAAAAGAACGAAGGCAAUUAAUUAUUGCUGCUGAAAAAAUCGAAACACAAUCUUUAAAACUAUCAUCAGAAUAUAAAAAAAAUUCUGAUAUUCAAGAUGACAUAGAAUCAAGAUUAAAAAUUCGUGAAAAAGAUUUACUUCGAGAAAAGGAAUUAUUUUUAGAACAGAGUAAAUGGGAACGUAAACAUAUUCAAUACAUGAAAGAAACAUGGACAAUUGAGCAAAAACGACAAAUGCAAAUGAUAGCUGAUGAACGUGAAAAGUUACAUGCAGAAAAAGCAAAAUUUGAAGUAUUAAAUAAUUUAAAAUGCAAUUCUGAUGAUAUAACAAAAGCUGAAUUGGAAUCAGCAUUGAAUACAGCCCGACAAGUUGCAAAAGAAGCUAAUGCUGAAAGAGAAAAAUGGCAGGAAAGAGUUGCUUCACUUGACAUUGAAAAAAAACGUAUACAAAUUAAAGAAAAAUCAUUAACUGAUAAAGCAAGAGAGCUAGAAAAUUUAACACAAUCAGCAAUAUCAAAACGUGAUGAAGGCUUGAAAGCACUUAAAGAUGCUCAUUAUCUUGAAAAACAACAGACUGAUAAAAUGAGUAUACAGCUUGAAAUGCUCGCACAACGUGAAAAUAAAAUUGCUACAGAUAAACUAUCAUUAGCAAGAGAUAGAUUAAUAAUGAAAACAAGCCAAAGAGAAAAACCAGAAAAAGACAUGACAAGUAAUUAUCAUUAUUCGAAAUAUGAAAAUGAUGAAAAACAUGAAUCACAAAUACAAACACAUUUUUCGGAUAUUGUAGAUCCAAAAUUGAUUCUUUUAAAAUUGAAUUUGGACAAUAAUUUGAGUACAUCUAAUCAGCUAUUAUCAGACAUGCAGAUAACUAAUUAA
Molecule: messenger RNA, 2505 nt
Organism: Aphidius gifuensis
Lineage: Eukaryota; Metazoa; Arthropoda; Insecta; Hymenoptera; Braconidae
Product: trichohyalin-like
Exons: 10
Coding region: 415-2505 (696 amino acids)
Biological process (GO): cilium assembly; establishment of epithelial cell polarity
Cellular component (GO): ciliary basal body; centriole; ciliary transition fiber
Source: RefSeq, a predicted model, not a curated record